This is a messenger RNA of Juglans microcarpa x Juglans regia, 739 nucleotides long. RefSeq names its product protein FAR-RED ELONGATED HYPOCOTYL 3-like. NCBI's taxonomy places the organism in Eukaryota, Viridiplantae, Streptophyta, Magnoliopsida, Fagales, Juglandaceae. The coding region runs from base 104 to 739 and encodes 211 amino acids. The record is from RefSeq and is a predicted model, not a curated record. The transcript has 2 exons.
AGAUUUGUUGGAAUGUGUUGAGUUGAUAUUUCGUGGUUGCUACUCUCAUUAUUAUUUUUUAUGUUAGGACAUCUCAACAACUACUCCAAACCUUUCAAAUUAUAUGCACGUUUGGCAUGGACCAGUGCUUGCAUGGUCACCGGCCUUUAUGUCAUAUCCAGAUGGCAACCAAUAUUCAAUCAACAUUCAGAAUGUUGGUUACAAAUUUCAAUAUGGGAUGGGACCUCCCAUUCCUCUCAUCACUACCAGCUCUGCAACGAGCUCAAGAGUUCGUACAAAGGAUCCACCCAAUUGUAAGGAAACUAAAGCACCAUAUUCAUCCUUUAGACUUGAUGAGGAGAGUAAAGAGGAUACACCAGAUUCACGAGAUACCAAGGAUGGCAGUGUCGGGACACCUGAGUGUGUCCAAAUGGAUGGUGGUGAUAUGAUUGAGGAGCCAAAGUCGGGGAUGGAAUUUAAUUCUUUUGAAGAGUUAUUGACCUAUUAUAAGCAAUAUGAUAAGAAAUGCAAGUUUGGGGUGAUGACAAAAAAGAGUGAAAAGGUCAAUGAUGAGACUCUUAGAUAUGUCACCCUAGCUUGUGCCCGUGGUGGGAAAGCCCAGAAUAGAACAUUGAAUGUCGCCAAACCACGUCUGAUAGGAAAGACGGAAUGUAAGGCAAAGAUUAAUGUCUUAAAAGUUGAGGGAAAUGUGCGGUUGACAACAUGUCAUAAUAUCCAUAAUCACAGCCUCAGUCCAUAG